Messenger RNA from Chiloscyllium plagiosum (whitespotted bambooshark), 1088 nucleotides. The record is from RefSeq and is a predicted model, not a curated record. NCBI's taxonomy places the organism in Eukaryota, Metazoa, Chordata, Chondrichthyes, Orectolobiformes, Hemiscylliidae.
UUACCGUUUUGAGACCUGGAAAACUAGCGCUGCAGACAGUAGGAUCUGAAGUGCGGCAGUGGUUUUGUUUUGGAGGUGGGGUUAUGGCUCAGGGAAGCUGGGGGAAGGGUGAGUCGUAUAGCAUUUCGCCAGCUGGAUGCUGUGUGUGUGUGUUCACAGACUGCCAGGAUGCGAGUGGCAGAGCAGUAAAAAAAAAGCUCUAAGGAACCUCGGGGAAAGAGGAAUUAAUUGUGAGUGUCGUGUGUAUUUACAUUUGGAGAUAUUCAGGAUUCCCCCCCCCCCCCCACCCCGCUUGGGUUCUGUGAAAUCCUUACAAGAAGCCUUACUUCCGGACCGUCGACAAAAAAAAAAUCUCGAUAUCUACAGAAAUACACAAGAGUGUUGCAGAGAAAUCUUUGAGAUCGAUAACUGCAGCGGAAGAAGCGAAACACAGCAAGGAAGGAGGUGGAAAAGGCACGGAAGGUUUAAAGGGCACACUCUCUCCAUGACGGCAGGGAAGUUUCUAACGAGCCCUAGAGGGUUUUUGUGAAUGUUUCUCAGCCCCACAGUGAAUCGCGUGGAGCAGGACAAUAGAAGCGUCUGAUAUUCUCUCUCUCUCUCAGUAACUGACCCUAAAAUUGCAUUGCAGCUGCAGGGCUCCUCUCUCUUUUGGUUUAACAAAGGGGUUUUGAUUUUGCUUUUUGCCUAUCCUUUUCCAUUUGGGUUCAUCUUUAUAUUCUCUCUUGCAAUUUAUUGGGAUUUCUCUCUCUCGCACACGCACACACACACACACACGCAGCGCGAACAUGGCUGUUGCUGCAGGAGGGCUAUUCCACAACGGGUUGCUGAAUCCCCAGCACGGGGUGCCGAGUGAACCCCAGAUCGCCGAACUCUGCCGCAGUUUGGAGGUGGGCACUGUCAUGACCGUCUUCUACUCCAAGAAGUCCCAGCGGCCCGAGAGAAGGACGCUGCAGGUAAAGUUGGAGACCCGUCAGAUCAUCUGGAACCGGGGAGCCGAGAAAGUGGAAGGAGAAAAUUGAACAUAUUCACAAAAAGCUGCCAGUGGCUGACCAACACUGUAAACAAAUGGUGAAACUAAAACUAUGGCC